Morchella sextelata is the source of this 1272-nucleotide messenger RNA. RefSeq lists its product as uncharacterized. Lineage: Eukaryota; Fungi; Ascomycota; Pezizomycetes; Pezizales; Morchellaceae. Gene Ontology annotation, molecular function: protein binding. Bases 1 to 1272 code for a protein of 423 amino acids. The transcript has 5 exons. The record is from RefSeq and is a predicted model, not a curated record.
AUGUACCAACACUCUAUGCCUGCGGCUAACCCCGGCCCCCCGAAGCUCCGCGUCUAUACAAAGGAGGAGUGGGAGGAAAAGCGUUCGGUCUUUGUGGAAUUAUACUCGCAAGAUUAUACCCUAGCGACAGUAAGGGAAUUGAUGGCAACAGACCACAGCUUUUAUGCGACUGAAGCGCAAUACAAAAAAAAGAUCAAGGCUUGGGGUUUAGAAAGAAAUAUCGACAAAGCUACUGCUUUAGGAAUUCUUCGGAAAGAAAGCAAACGAAAAUACGUGGAGGAUAAGGAAACAAUAUUCAAAUACAAAGAUAAUGAGAUCAACGGAGAUCGAAUUACGCUCUUGCGUAAAAGACACAAAGGAAUACUAGAUCAUGAGGGUCUAGGUUCAGAUCCGCGUAAAUGGGAAAUGGAACAAGUUGAUACACCCCCUUACGUUGCCUACCUUACACCUCCUCCAGUUGAUGAGUCUCCAGAAGUCGCUUAUGACAUGCCUAGUCAUUCAUCCCAUGAUCCGCAAAUUCUGAAAGAUGAAGGGAUUUAUGGUGGAGCACUUUACACGGACGAUAUUCCAUUCAUUACCGAUGAGAUCCACAAAACAGGGUUGGGAUAUGAAAUCCUUGAUCAACAGGCAGCAAAUAUAAGUGGAGCUUUGGAUUGCGGAAAGACAUUUGACCAUAAGGCGCAACACGACUAUUUGGUUAAAGAAACCUCUUCUGACCGGCGGGAACAAAGUCAGGGACCCUUAAACACAUCGUCUUCUACACCGCUGAUCUCGGGUGUAGAAGAGCAAUCAGUCGAAAUUCAUAGCAGCUCUGGUGUCGAGGGAGGAAAUGAUAAUAUCGAGUUUGAUGUCGACUUGGAAGAUGACGAACCAUCGCUCUCUCGGCCCUCGCUCUUAGGAAACGGAUCGGGAAAUGAUAACGAACACAUUAGCCUGCACGAAGCAGCAUACCAGGGCCGCGAAGAGAUAGUUAUUUUGCUUCUCAAGCAAGGUCACGACAUUUCGGAAGAGGAUGAUGAAAAAUGUACGGCGUUGCAUUGGGCAGCGUCUGAUGGCCAUGAAAAGGUAGUCCAGUUACUGCUCCAGAGCGGUAUCGAUGCCUCAGAAAAAGACUCUGAUGGAAGGACGGCGCUACAUAUGGCAGCGUCUGAUGGCCAUGAAAAGGUAGUCCAGUUACUGCUCCAGAGCGGUAUCGAUGCCUCAGCAAAGGGCCAUCUGGGGUGGACGGCGCUACAUGAGGCGGCGUCUUGUGGCCAUGAAAAGGUUGUCUAG